AUGUCAAGUGUUACUAUCAUGAAUACGUUUCUAGUGGUGCUAGCGGUUCUGGCGUGUGUCUCGGGGAAGCCCCAGAAUCAGUACUCCCAGGGAAACUACAAUCGGAACUCGGGAAAUUACAACCGAAACCCUUCGACUAGCCAGCGGCAUUCGAACCAGAAUCAGCUGCAGCAGCAUCAGCAGCAUAACCAACAGCACCAGCAACAUCAGCAGCAUCAGCAGCAGCAUCACCAGUCACAGCAACACUUUUCCCACCAGAGACAGUCGCAGGCUCUACGAGCCCCACUGCUGCCACCGCACAAUCCUAACCAGUUCAGUCAGAGACUCCAGCAGCCCUUCUCGAACGCUAUCCGACCGUUCGUGCCAAUCACGUCCUACAGCAACGACGUCUCGCACGAUGGCUCGUACUCGUACGCGUACACGACCGGCGAUGGGCAGCAGCAGCAGGCGCAGGGCUACCUGAAGAACGCCGGCCUGAAGGACCUGGAAGCGCAGUCCGUGCAGGGCUCCUACUCGUACACGUCGCCCGAGGGUCAGCUGAUUACGGUGACCUACAUCGCGGACGAGAACGGAUUCCGCGCCGAGGGUGCGCAUCUGCCAACACCGCCCCCGAUCCCGGAGGCGAUCCAGAAAUCGCUCGCCCUGAUCGCACAAACGCAACCGGUUUCGGCGCAGUUUAAUGCCGCCUACAACCAGCCCCGCUUCCAACAGGGUUCACUCGCGGGCUCCUCCGGCCAGAACUACAACCGAUACGGGUAG
Molecule: messenger RNA, 759 nt
Organism: Anopheles coustani
Lineage: Eukaryota; Metazoa; Arthropoda; Insecta; Diptera; Culicidae
Product: dendritic arbor reduction protein 1-like
Exons: 4
Coding region: 1-759 (252 amino acids)
Cellular component (GO): chitin-based extracellular matrix
Molecular function (GO): structural constituent of chitin-based larval cuticle
Source: RefSeq, a predicted model, not a curated record